Messenger RNA from Orussus abietinus, 697 nucleotides. RefSeq names its product protein C19orf12 homolog. The transcript has 3 exons. Lineage: Eukaryota; Metazoa; Arthropoda; Insecta; Hymenoptera; Orussidae. The record is from RefSeq and is a predicted model, not a curated record. The coding region runs from base 151 to 597 and encodes 148 amino acids.
CAAACGUUUAUUAUGUCGAAGACUUUGCCUGAGUUUGUCAUUACAUGACGAAGAAAAGAUUGAUGACAUGAGUAACUGAAUUUUUAGUAAAUUGUUAUUACUGAUUGAAUAGCGUCUGUUUAAAAAUAACAGUAUGAUAAGCAAUGGUAAAUGACCAUGAAAACUGUAUUUAUAGACGUGAUCAUGUACAUACCUACUGAGAGUCUUCUUUGUGAAGUUUGCAAGCUUUUAGAUCAUCAGAAUAUAAAAGUAUCAGUAUAUGAAAGUACAAAAGCUGGUAUCAUAACUGGCGUUGCGACCGUAGUUGGAGGUCUUCUUAUUGGACCUACAGGAUUAAUCCUAGGUGGAGUAGUAAGUUUUGUAAUGGCAUCUAUAAAUCAAGGAAAAUUUAGAUCUGUAGCAGAUAUAAUUAAAAAUGAUCUUUCUUCUGAUGAAAAAGAAAAGCUUGCAGAAGCUCUUAGAAAUUGCUUAACAAUCAGAAAUAUAGUAACUUUGCAGGCUUUGAUUAAUAAUUUGCAAUCCGAUGAUGCAUUGGAAAGAAUUCUUGAAGUUGUAGUAAAAGAGUUUUUUAGCAAAAGGGGUAUGAAUUUUACAUAAUGAAAUUGGUAAAGAUGUUUUUCUUUUUUUCAUUGGAAAAACAAUAAAUUCAUAUCUGGCGCCGAUCCAUCUAUUCAUUCUUAAGAAACAACUGUGAAAG